AUGCGUAUAUGGGUUCUAGAGAAUGACGAGAAACAGGAUUGGUCGGAGUAUGCCUACACUCUAUCUGGUGAUAAUUUCCGUGACGUUGAAUGUGAUGUGUUCAAGGUUUACGUAGCUGGAAUGACGUCAGCUACUGGGGAAAUUGUUUUGAUGAAUCGAAAUCACUCGGAACCGUUUUACGUUUUCUACUUCCAUCCCGAAAGGAACGUUAUCAGACGUGUUCAAGUCCAAGGUUUAGUGGAUGGUACAGUACUUGACGUCUUUGUAGACCAUGUUGAUGAUCUUACGUUUGAUAUGAAGUCUUGGCAGCUGGAUUUUCCGAGGUUUGAAAGCAUUAACAAAUUUAAUGCUCUGUCUCUUUUAGAGGAUAUGUGA
Eruca vesicaria subsp. sativa (arugula) is the source of this 375-nucleotide messenger RNA. NCBI's taxonomy places the organism in Eukaryota, Viridiplantae, Streptophyta, Magnoliopsida, Brassicales, Brassicaceae. The record is from the annotation of a GenBank genome assembly.